This is a messenger RNA of Penaeus indicus, 1497 nucleotides long. RefSeq names its product phospholipid-transporting ATPase ABCA3-like. The record is from RefSeq and is a predicted model, not a curated record. NCBI's taxonomy places the organism in Eukaryota, Metazoa, Arthropoda, Malacostraca, Decapoda, Penaeidae. Gene Ontology annotation, cellular component: membrane; intracellular membrane-bounded organelle. Gene Ontology annotation, molecular function: ABC-type transporter activity; ATP hydrolysis activity; lipid carrier activity. The transcript is spliced from 10 exons. The annotation marks the transcript as partial. Gene Ontology annotation, biological process: transmembrane transport; lipid transport.
UAUAAAAUACGUUUGAAAGGAUCAUUAAGAAGUGGGAAGAAAAGAAAUCCAUUUGCCCCUCCACCACAGUGGUUUACAGAAGUGUCGUAUCCAUUGUUCCAAGUGCCUGGACCACGUGAAAGAAAGAAGAAUGAAGGUGGAAGGCCAGGCUAUUAUGAUGAAGGAUUUUUAACAAUUCAGCAUGCUGUAGAUAUGGCUGUUACUGAGUACAUCAGUGGAAAAGAUCCAAGUGCAUCAAUAUCUGUUGAAAUGCAGAGGAUGCCGUAUCCAAAAUACAUAGAUGACAAGUAUCUUGUGGCUCUGCAGUCAUGGCUGCCUUUUGUUCUCCUUAUUUCAUACAUCUAUCCUGCAAUCAACAUUGUUAAGAGUGUUGUUUAUGAAAAAGAGAAGAAGUUAAAGGAAUCUAUGAAGAUGAUGGGGUUGCAGAACUGGAUGCAUUGGAUGGCAUGGUUUAUCAAGUCAUUCCUUUUCCUAAGCACAACAACCCUUUUAAUAACAAUUUUACUUUGCACAAGAUGGCAAGGGGAAGGGAGCUUAGCAGUGCUGAACAACAGUGAUCCAACGUUGGUAUUCAUCUUUUUGCUGCUCUACACAAUUUGCUCCAUCAGUUUCUGCUUCUUCAUUUCUACUCUUUUCUCAAAAGCUAACAGUGCUGCAACAGCAACUGGUUUACUGUGGUUUUUCACAUACUUCCCAUACAUGAUUCUUCGGCCUCGCUAUUCUUCUUUGACAAAUGGGAACAAAAUUGUUUUGUGCCUCCUCUCAAACACUGCCAUGAGCCUGGGAUGCCAGAUGACAUCCAUGUUUGAAGGCGCAGGAUCUGGCAUACAUUGGAACCUUCUGUAUUCUGGAGUAUCACCGGAUGACUCCUUUACACUGGGCCAUGUGUUUGGAAUGCUUAUUAUCAACACAAUUAUCUUUGCCCUCCUGACUUGGUAUAUUGAAGCAGUUUGGCCAGGGCAGUUUGGUAUGCCACAACCAUGGUAUUUCCCAUUUAUGAAAUCCUACUGGCUUGGACAACCUGCUGAAGUUAAAAAAGUCAACCAAGAAGAGCUCCUUACAGAUCCCAGCCUGUUUGAGGAAGAUCCCAAGGGAAUAAAAGCUGGUGUGAAAAUUUUAGGCCUAACAAAGAUUUUUCCUCGUGGUCAGAAAAUUGCUGUAAACAAAAUGUUUUUGAAAAUGUACAGUGGUCAGAUUACUGUGUUACUUGGGCAUAAUGGAGCAGGCAAAACAACCACAAUGUCCAUGCUGACUGGUCUCUUUCCACCUACAUCGGGCACAGCUGAAGUUGGGGGAUAUGAUAUUGUCACUCAAAUUGGAGCGGUCAGGAGAUCCCUUGGAUUAUGCCCGCAACAUGAUGUGCUUUUUGAUGAACUGACAGUGUCUGAACACAUUGUCUUUUUUAGCAGGCUAAAAGGAUUGUCCAGUGUGAAGGCUAAAGAGGAAGUGUCCAGCAUGGUUGAGAAACUGAAACUUCAAGACAAAAGGAAUGCAAUG